AUGCACAAGCCUGCGCCCCAUCACUCUCAAGCCUUUGCCCUAUCACACCCAGCCAGCAAGUUCAGUGUCAACGACCACGAAAACACUCCAUUGACUCCAACCCCUUGCACUCCGACCAUGUCACCACCACCACCACCACCACCAUCACCACUCACCAUAACAAUAAUAGGCGCCGGCAUAGCCGGCCUAACCCUCGCCCUAACCCUCCGCCGCCUCAGCCCCCAACACCACAUCCACCUCCUCGAAAAACAACCCCAACUCCAAGAAACCGGCAACGCCCUCUUGAUCUCCCCCAACGCCUCCCGGAUCCUGCUCCGUCUAGGCUGGGAUCCCUCCACGGCCAGGGCCAACGACUGCAAUGGCAUGGUAGCCAUGAAUGCUACCGGCGAGGUCGUGCUAGAUAAGGACAUGAGGAUUGUGGCGGAGAAGUAUGGAAGUCCGUGGUUGCUUGCGCAUAGGCGGGAUUUGCAUGAUGAGUUGAGGCGGUUGGUGCUUGAGCCGGAGGCGAAAGGGAAGGGAAGGCCGGGAGUGUUGGAGUUGGGGGUGAGGGUAAGGGAGAUUGAUGUGGAGAGUGGCAGAGUUGUGUUGGAGGAUGGGAGGGUGCUGCAGGGUGAUGUGGUGGUGGGGGCGGAUGGGAAUAGGAGUUUUUGUAGGCGGUAUGUUGAGCCUGAGGCGAAGCUGUAUGGGUUUGGGAAGGACUGUUAUAGGUGGCUUGUAGAUCGGGAUGUGCUGGCUAAGGAUCCGGGACUGAAGGAUCUAGAGGUCUUGAAGAGGGAGGGCUAUUUCGCUGAGAUUGGGGGCGAGAGGGAGAGGAUCGUGAUGUAUCCGUGUCGGGGAAACACGACGUAUAACAUGGCAGUAUUUGUGCCGACUGCAGAGGACGAGGCGGAGAGGGGCGACUCGCAUACGCAUUGGGAUCAAGAGGGGAGUAAAAAGCAGAUGGAGCAGGCACUCGCAGGGUUUUCCCCGACUGCGAGGAGACUUGUGGCAAGUGCGGGUGAUGAUCUAAAGGUAUGGCCGCUGCUCGACAUGAACCAUCUCAAGCGCUGGACGGAGGGAAGGUUGGCCUUGAUUGGAGAUGCUGCUCAUCCGUUCUUGCCAUUUCUUGGCCAAGGCGCCGCGCAGGCUAUCGAGGAUGCUGCCUCGCUGGGCUUGCUGCUGGCUGAUGCGUUAGCUGCUGAGGACGUACCUGGAACGCUGAGGAUGUUGGACGAGAUUCGGCGAGAAAGGAUCGACUGGAUCCGCGAGCAGGGCAGGAUCAAUGGCGCAGACGCCGCUGAAAGACCUCCACGUGAAUUUAUGAUCCGGGUCAUGGAUGCUUGCUUCUCAUAUAACGUGUGGUCGGAUACAGAGAAGAAACUCGAGGCGAGUCGAGGUGUCUCCACAACAGCGUUGAAUACGGAGAAUAAUUUGAUGGGCCAUCGUGUUUCCACGACCGUGUAA
Molecule: messenger RNA, 1443 nt
Organism: Fulvia fulva
Lineage: Eukaryota; Fungi; Ascomycota; Dothideomycetes; Mycosphaerellales; Mycosphaerellaceae
Product: FAD-dependent monooxygenase OpS4
Exons: 3
Coding region: 1-1443 (480 amino acids)
Molecular function (GO): monooxygenase activity; FAD binding
Source: RefSeq, a predicted model, not a curated record